ACUAAGCUAAACUCAACUCAAACAAAAUGAAAUUCAUCAUUGUCUUCGUUGCCCUCUUCGCCUUGGCUUUGGCCGCUCCCGCCGAAGUUGAAAUCCUUAAGAGCGAAUCUGAAGUUGGUCCCGAAUCCUUCCAAUACGCUUAUGCCACCAGCGAUGGUGCCGAAGCUGAAGCUCAAGGUCAAUUGAAGAAUGUCGGCUCUGAAGAUGAAGCUAUUGUUGUCAAGGGCUCUUACUCCUUCGUUGCUGAUGAUGGCCAAACCUACACCGUCACCUAUGUUGCCGAUGAAAACGGUUUCCAACCCCAAGGUGCCCAUUUGCCCGUUGCCCCUGAAGCUUAAGUUGUCUGAUUGUUGUUUAGUUAGUUAAUAAU
Molecule: messenger RNA, 370 nt
Organism: Musca domestica (house fly)
Lineage: Eukaryota; Metazoa; Arthropoda; Insecta; Diptera; Muscidae
Product: larval cuticle protein 65Ag1-like
Exons: 2
Coding region: 27-338 (103 amino acids)
Cellular component (GO): chitin-based extracellular matrix
Molecular function (GO): structural constituent of chitin-based larval cuticle
Source: RefSeq, a predicted model, not a curated record